Messenger RNA from Owenia fusiformis, 1508 nucleotides. The record is from the annotation of a GenBank genome assembly. NCBI's taxonomy places the organism in Eukaryota, Metazoa, Annelida, Polychaeta, Sabellida, Oweniidae.
UGUCGAUCUCGAAUUAAUACGAAGGGACACAAGUGAUAAAUCAGAGUUUAAGACGUUACAGUGAUUGUCGAAAUUAGCUCGAUCCGUACGACAUACAAAUUGCCGGGCAGAAGCACGAAUUCCAGUAGCAGCAAGAAGACAGUGAUCGAGUAGACGUUUGACCAAUUUGCAAUCCAUCAGAUCGGCUCCAGGCAGGCAGUAAUCGGUCCGUACUCCGUAAGCAGUUAGAAUUUGAGUGAAUUUGUGCAAUACAGACUCAACUCCGGGCGUUCAGCAUCAUUGAAAAGGUCACGUCUACUGUACAAAACGCCCUAGCAUCUCCAUAGAACGAUCUAACAAAAAACAAGGACAAUUUAACAAAAACAAGCGACACCUCAUCGCCGCUGAAGCACUGAACAAACCACCCAACACGCAUUUGGGACAUAACUCAAACGCUCCUGGUAAAUUAAGGGGAUAAAUCAGACGGCAAAUCAAUUCGAUUCUAACAUACGUCUGGCUGCAAUAGGCCUAUUAUUGUAAAUAAUUGCAGAAGAAGGUCUCGGUGAAUAGGAAAACAGCUGAUAUAGCAAAUACGAUGGCGACUUCAUCCAAUGAUGCUCUGGAAGGGAAGGUUGUUCUGAUCCCGGUUGAUGGGAGCCAGCACGCGGAAGAUGCAUUCGAAUGGUAUCUACACUACCUCCACAAACCAGAACUGAGUGUGUGUGUUCUACACUGCCACGAAAUUAAGCUUCCCACAUAUCCAGUGCCUUUUGAACUAAAUGAGGCCGAUCUAUUAAAGUUAAUGGAAGAAGACAAGAUCAAGUACAAAGAACUACUGGAAAAAUAUAAAAGCCGGAUGGCAGAAGCUAAUGUUAAAGGUCAAGUGAAAUCAAUAAAUGGCAAACCGGGAGAGGCUAUAGUUAAAUGUGCUGUUGAAUACGAUGCUGACAUGAUCGUCAUGGGGUCACGUGGUCUUGGUGCCAUACGACGUACGUUCAUUGGCUCAGUCAGUGAUUACGUACUACAUCACGUGAACGUCCCAGUUUUGGUGAUUCCUAAGAGAAAGUAAAGGACUGCUAAAAUUCUCAAAAGUUGAUAUCAUUAGACAUUAUUUAAAUGCAUUCUAGACAUUUAGAUCACGUGGACUAAAUGUACUGCCAUGUGGAUUUGUUAUAUUUGUGUAUAUUCUCAAAAUAUGGACUUCAAGAGAAGGCUAUGUUACUCUGUGUUCCAAAGGGUUCCAAAUAUGAGGACUUCAAAAUGAGCAUUGUCACGCUUCCUUUUCAUCAUAUUUUCAAUGUGUAUAUGGAUAACAUAUAAAUGUGUAUGGUUUAGUAUUAGUCUGAAGAAAAAUCAAUCCAUAGAUAAUUGAACCAUUAAAUAUGUUUAAACUCAGUUGAAAGUAAACAAAAAUGAUCAAACAGAGGUAGAGAAGAGGUAUCAAAAUUUUUUCUUCGAAUGUUGGAUUAUGGGAAAUUAUUCAGGAACACAUUCCAAUAAAAUUAUAAUAUGCUUGAGAAUACAAACUU